GCUGGAGCUGACACCGCCCUCCUCGCUGCCAAGAGUUAAUCUUACGCAAAUCAUCAUUCUCCAGAGCUGAGAGUUUGGCGCUAAUCGGGCUAACGAAGGAAUGUGACUGGAACCUGAGAAGGCUGAGAACAUUAUUACGAGAAAUCCAACGGUGCUUGUUGCAAUGGCGCGCGAGUGACCGAUGUUACGGCAUCUGUGUUUUUACUGUGCAUUUUGUUUUAAAGCGGCGCUAGCAAGAUGGUUCGAUUCACGCCAUGGGGAGGCUUAAUGAUAGCUGUCAUGUUUAUUCACAAAGCCUUCGCUCGAGAUAUCAUGGAAUCCAUGAAUUUUUCAGUCGAUGAAGAUCCAGAUACUAGUGAUACACGUGAGCAAAAAGAAGCAACGUACAAUAGAUAUUUAUAUGUUGAUUAUGAGAAGCUGAAGGAAAAUGGCGCAAGGCUUCGAAAUGAUCACCAAACCCUAAACUCUACCUUCGCUACCCUUAAAGAAUAUCUAGAAAUAGUGAGAAAUACGAGAAAAGGAAUAAUCGCCGACGAAACCGAUCACAACGAUUUAAGGAAACUCUCUGAGCUGAUGUCUGAGGCCAACCUUCAUCUCUUUNUACAGAACUGGGCUAAAGAACAGGACAUCGGCGGCCGCACGCUUGACCAGUGUGGGGGCAGCUCAGCACUAGGAAUCUUCAACUUCCUGACGUUCAUCGUGUACGCCUUCUCGCUCCUGGCGUCGCUGGUGGCGGUGGCAACGGGGAACAUGGCCAACACCCUCUCUGGGACCUUCCUCGCGGGACUCCUCAACCUCCUGGGGAACGGGGGGGGAGGGAGGUCCAUCCGGAGCGUCUGGAAGGGUGGGAAGUCCGGGGACCCUUAUAUGAAGGAGCUGCACCGGGCCCUGGAGCAUGAUCUGGGCUCGGGACUCGUCGCCGCCCUCCUGCACCUGUCGGGCGGGCGGGAGGGCGCCAGCCCCUGCCUGCCUCCGAUCUCUAACUUGGCUUCGGUGUCCACAAGGGAAGCUCUGGCGAGAAUCAGCGGCGUUCAGUGAAAUAGAUUCAGUAGAGCAAAGGUACUGAUUAAUGAAAAUAAUUGAAAACUAAUCUUUCUAAACUUUGUAAAAUGUUAAUGUAAAUAAUAAAAGUAUAAAUUGUUC
Molecule: messenger RNA, 1143 nt
Organism: Penaeus monodon (black tiger shrimp)
Lineage: Eukaryota; Metazoa; Arthropoda; Malacostraca; Decapoda; Penaeidae
Exons: 4
Coding region: 238-1038 (266 amino acids)
Source: RefSeq, a predicted model, not a curated record